Amborella trichopoda is the source of this 1106-nucleotide messenger RNA. It is a transcript of the gene SCO2, whose product is annotated as protein disulfide isomerase. The record is from RefSeq and is a predicted model, not a curated record. NCBI's taxonomy places the organism in Eukaryota, Viridiplantae, Streptophyta, Magnoliopsida, Amborellales, Amborellaceae.
CAUCCCCUACACCAUGUUUUCCUAUUUGCGAAGUGCAGGCGGUUCGAGUCAGGUACAACCGUACAAGAAGAGAGUGCAACGAGAUUUCGCGCGCGUCACUGCUGCUCUGUGUCUCUGUGUUCGCAUAAGAGAGAGAGAGAGAGAGAGAGAGAGAGGACCGCAUGCAGCCAUGCACCAGUAGAGAGUGGGAUUUAUUGCUCGUAGGCAAUCAGAACUAAAAAUGGCCUGAAUUCAUGAAGCAAAUGUUGACGCACUCUCUCCCUUUCUCUCCUCUCCCUCAAAUCCCCAUCCUACACACUAGACGUCCAUUUCCUCUGUUUAUGUCCAGGCCCAAGAAAUCCAUUCUCGUUGUUAGAGCAGAGUUCUCAGCUGGUGCUGCCUCAUGGUUUCAGGGCAUUGCAGCUGAAGCACUUGGUGGUUUUAGGUUAGGACAAGAUUCAGAGAGCAAUGGAAUGGUAGCUGAGAACCCUAAUAAGAGAGUUUCAGGAAUCAGGGCAAAUGCCAAGGAGAAGUGGGCUCGAGAUAAGGAGAGCUACCUUAGCAAGGAUGAUGCUCUUCCUCUUCCCAUGACUUAUCCUGAUUCCGCCCCUGUCUCUCCUGAAGAAAUCGAUGCUCGCCUUCGUUGUAACCCUCAAGUCCAGGACUGCAAGGAAGUUGUAUAUGAAUGGACUGGCAAAUGUAGGAGUUGUCAAGGUAGUGGUUAUGUCAGUUACUACAAUAAAAAGGGGCGUGAGACUGUAUGCAAAUGCAUCCCUUGUCUCGGAAUAGGAUAUGUACAGAAAAUAACGACACGGAGAGACAUUGAUGUAAUGGAGGAUCUAGACAAUGGGAAACCACCCUAAGUCAUUGAGCUCAGCCACAAAAGUUGUUCCAUCUUUUAUCAUUUUUCUCUUCUUUUUUGCUUUGCCCUGCUUCUUUCUUUUUCGGAGCAUCAUUUUUUUGGGACAAACCCUGCUUAGGGAGCAAAUCAAUUGAUAAAAUGUUUGCCUAUGAAGCAUAUUUGAGCAUCAGUAGUUCAGCAAGCUAACAAUCAUAUAUUGCAACUGGCUAACCGUGUUAUAUUACAUGUUACAAUUCUGGAAUGUAUUAUUUUCCUUCAUUUACUC